This is a messenger RNA of Gigantopelta aegis, 2688 nucleotides long. Its product is annotated as protein ABHD14B-like. The transcript has 5 exons. The coding region runs from base 141 to 878 and encodes 245 amino acids. Gene Ontology annotation, cellular component: cytoplasm. NCBI's taxonomy places the organism in Eukaryota, Metazoa, Mollusca, Gastropoda, Neomphalida, Peltospiridae. The record is from RefSeq and is a predicted model, not a curated record.
CCGCUUUCGAUUUUCAGUACGACGAACAACGUCAACAGUGGCUGUCAGUAAAACAGGAACUUGGCCUUGUUUAUAUUUGAUAACGUGGCAUAGUCAGAUAUUUCAGUUAUUAAUGACAUGGCAGCAUCGACUACUGAAUAAUGAGUCCGAGUGGAAUCCACUUGAAUAAAGCCGUUGUUGUUGUCAUUGUGGGACUUUUCGUUGGAGUCAUCGCCGUGUACAGGUUUUUGCAUGCUCCUAAAAGUAAAACAAUGGCAGACACUGGAAACACUGUGUCCAUCACACUAGGGGACAAGACUUUGCCGAUAUACACCCAGAGUUCCAAACCAGCUGGUGUUCCGAAGUUCGACAUCCUGUUUCUACACGGCAGCUCAUUCACCUCACAGAACUGGGUUGUUAUCAACACACUGAAGCUGGCCUCAGAUGCUGGGUACAAUGCAGUGGCCGUCGAUCUUCCAGGUUAUGGCAAGAGUAGCAAGGUCAAAGUGGACGAUAAAGUGAAGUUCAUGGAAGCUCUUAUUGCUGGCCUGAAACUGUCAAAACCUGUCAUUGUUAGUCCGUCCAUGAGCGGCAGCUUUUCACUUCCAUUCCUGUUUUCUGACCCCGAAUCGGCCACCACACGAGCACAAGGGUUUGUUGCUGUUGCCCCAGUUCAGACAACAACGUAUAAGGAUAAAUAUUCCAAGAGUCAGAUUCCUACGUUGAUCGUGUUUGGAAGUCGUGAUACUAAUUUAGGAGCCGAGAGUAAGACCAAUCUCCAGGCUCUGCCGAAGAAAAAGAUCUUAAUGAUUGAAGGGGCAGGUCAUGCCUGUUAUUUAGACAACCCAGCUGAAUUUCAUAAAGGACUCUUUGACUUUCUCUCCACUUUGUCGAAAUAAUUGGAAACAUAAUGAACUGUUAAACGAUGAUAACUUUUCCCAUGUAAAUUAUUUAUGUAAAUAGGUUAACAAUGUGAUUUCAUUAGUGAAUGAAUGAAUGAGCUGCUUUUUAUUUUAUAAUUUGUUUGUUUUUUUAAUCUGUUGAUUUUGGUUUUCUAAAUGAAAGGUAUUGAUCAGCUACAACCACCAGUUGAAAGAGGGUGUAACCAUUUAAUUAUCCAAAACCCUGGUAAAUGAUAUGCAGUUGAGUCCAUUAUAUUGGUAGGAGGGUGUGACUGUCUAGUCACAGUGAUAAGAGGAUGUAGCCUCGCAGUUAUGUCCAUCACACUCUCAGGAGAUGUGUGGCACUGUGGUUAUUGUCUGUCAUAUUAACGAGUGAGGUGUGGUCUUCAUUAAUGGUAGGGGGUGGGGGACAGCCCUGUGGUGUAAAGCACUGACCUGAUGCGCAGUCACUUUAGGAUCGAUCUCAGUCAGUCGGCAUUGACUAUUUCUCGUUCUAGCCAGUGCACUGUGACUGGUAUAUCAAGGGUCAUGGUAUGUGCUAUCCUGUGAUGUGAAAUGGUGCAAAUAAAAAGAUUCCAUGCCACUAAUGGGAGAAAAAAUGUAGCAGGUUUCCUCUCUAAGACUAUAUGUUAAAAUUACCAAAUGUUUGACAGCCAACAGCCGAUGAUUAAUAUAUCAAUGUGCUCUAGUGGUGUUAAACAAAACAAACUUUAACUUUUAACUUUCAUUAAUGUUUGUCAUGCUGGUAGGGGAGGUGUGGCCUUUUGAUUGUGGGUCACACCGUGGGAGGUAUAACCUUGAGGUCAUGUCUACAAUCAUAUUAAUGAAAGAGGUGUGGCCUUGAUUGAUGUGUGUAACUGGUAGGAUAGGGGUGGCCUUGUGGUUUUGGUCUGUCACAUUAAUGAGAGGGGUGUGGCCUUCAUUGGUGGGUGUCACACGGAUGCCAUACUAGCAAACUACUAAAUGUAUUUUCUCUUUCUUUCUUUUUUAACAUAAGCAAAACAUAAGAAAUAUUAGUGCUGGCACAUUUUGAGCAAUAACACAGUUCACUGUUAGUGUUCUAAACUGAAAAGUCCAUAGUUUUAUCAUUAUCUUUUGAUGAAUUAUUGAAUCAGACUUUUUGUUUGGAGCUAUACAUUGUUGUUGAUUUUUAAAAUCUGAUUUUACACAUGAAAAGUAUUGGACACUGAAGUGGAGAUACCAAUAUGUGUAUUCAACAGGUUAUCAUACUGGUAUGCUUAAAAGUGAAUGUACAUAUCAAUUUCAUUAUUUUUACCAUUUUUUAACAACUUUAAUAGCUAAUGUGGGAUAUAAUCUACUUUUUGAUUUUCAUGGCAUGUAUCUAUAGGGAUAUCGCUACUGUUAUUUUUACUUUUAGUUUAUAGUGGAAUAUACAUUAUAAUAAAGUAGUCAUUGGAAUACAGUAAUUGUUUUAUUGACUGUUUCAGAAUUGCUUCCAUGGCAGUUGUAUAAACCUUUAAUUAAAUAACUAAUUGUAAAAAAUCUAAAGGUAAACAUGAAGAAAAUUAAUCCAGUUUUUACCAGAGUUAUGUGAUAAAACAUAUUGAGGUAUGAAGAAAGCAAAGAAUGUAUAUUUAACAACAUCCCAACACAUUUUAACUCAGGUUUACACACGGGCAUAAGAAUGUGCCAAAACAUGGGAGGGGCACACACCCCUUCCCCCCCCCCCCCCACUUCCUAUGCUAGUGGGUGUACAUGACGUCUUAAACAAGAGGCUGCUUUUACUGAAAAGCAGCAAUUUAUUUUUACCAAAGAGCAGCAAGGGAUCUUUUAUAUACACCUAGAA